Botrytis deweyae is the source of this 228-nucleotide messenger RNA. RefSeq lists its product as uncharacterized. Lineage: Eukaryota; Fungi; Ascomycota; Leotiomycetes; Helotiales; Sclerotiniaceae. The coding region runs from base 1 to 228 and encodes 75 amino acids. The transcript has a single exon. The record is from RefSeq and is a predicted model, not a curated record.
AUGUACAAAGCUUUCAGCAAACCUCGAGUGUUGAUUCGAAGAAGGCCAUCAACGUCGCGAACUACAAACGUGAUCGAAAGACUUAAGUUUCAUACUUCAGAACCACGAAGAUAUGCUGAGCCAGAUAGGAAGAGGAGGAUGAGGAGGAGGAAGGAAGAGAUGAGGACGAGGACGAGCGAGGGUAAGGAUGAAUAUAAGGAAGAAGUAAAUCAGGCGAAGAAUGAAUGA